Molecule: messenger RNA, 3506 nt
Organism: Monodelphis domestica (gray short-tailed opossum)
Lineage: Eukaryota; Metazoa; Chordata; Mammalia; Didelphimorphia; Didelphidae
Source: RefSeq, a predicted model, not a curated record
CAUGUCGCAAAGGCAGCACCCCCUGGAGCGAGGCGAUUGGGGAUAGGAGCCAGGGAGGGCAAGGAGGCAGUGAUGCGCUCCAGAGAGGAGCCCAGGAGCCAGAGGAGGUCGACGGCGCUCGCUGACGUUGGCACUGUGGGGCGUGGCCUCACUCGCUGUUCCCACGCUCGCCCCGCCCUUCCCUCAACCUCUCCGCUCAUCGCCCCGCCCCACCACCUCCGCCGCGCGCGAGGCACCCGGAAGUCGCGUGUCAGGAAGGGGGGAGGGGCGGCCGCCGGUGGUGGAUGGCGGGAGGUCUUCGCCCGAGCGCCAGCGGAAAAGCAAUCAUCCCGCUGCGGGAGCGGCCGGGGGCUGGUGGCCGCCGGUCCGCGCUCCCGCCAGGGCCGCGGCGAGGCCCGCGAAGGCUGGCACCACAGCGAGUCGGCGGUCGCCCCCGCCGGAGUCCCGGCUGCGCCGCUGGCCGGGAGGCGCGUGAAGCGGGCGGGGAAGAUGGCAGCGGACAAGGCCGCAGAUCAAGGAACAGAGAAACAUGAAGGAACAGUUUCUACUUCUGGGAUCACUGACCAAGAGAAGGAAUUAUCAAGCAAUGCUUUUCAAGCAUUCAUGGCUGGGAAUUAUGAUAUGUGCCUCCAGCACCUUGCCUGUCUGCAGGACAUCAACAAGGAUGAUUACAAGAUUGUUCUGAACACGGCUGUGGCCGAAUUCUGUAAAAAUGAGCAGACAACCACUGAUCAUUUGAGAGCAACACUCAACCAGCUGAAGAAUCAGGUCCAUUCAGCUGUUGAAGAAAUGGAUGGCUUAGAUGAUGUCGAAAAUAGCAUGCUCUACUAUAAUCAAGCUGUUAUUCUCUAUCACCUGCGCCAGCACACUGAAGCAAUAGCAGUUGGAGAGAAACUCUAUCAGUUCAUAGAACCUUUUGAAGAGAAAUUUGCACAGGCCGUAUGUUUCUUGCUUGUGGAUCUUUAUAUUCUAACUUACCAAGCCGAGAAAGCACUGCAUCUCCUUGCUGUUCUAGAAAAAAUGAUCUCCCAGGGCAAUAACAACAAGAAUGGGAAAAAUAACGAGUCAGGAAACAGUACAAGCAAAGAGGGAUCAAAUCAUAAAGCUGAGAGUGGAGCCUUAAUAGAAGCUGCAAAGUCUAAGAUUCACCAGUAUAAAGUGAGAGCCUAUAUCCAGAUGAAGUCUCUGAAAGCUUGCAAAAGGGAAAUCAAAUCUGUCAUGAAUACAGCUGGAAAUUCUGCUCCUUCUUUGUUUCUUAAAAGCAAUUUUGAAUAUUUAAGGGGUAAUUAUCGAAAAGCAGUGAAAUUGUUAAAUAGUGCAAACAUUGCCGAACAUCCAGGAUUCAUGAAAACAGGUGAAUGCUUAAGGUGCAUGUUCUGGAACAACCUGGGCUGCAUUCAUUUUGCCAUGGGCAAACACAAUUUGGGGAUUUUCUAUUUUAAGAAGGCUCUCCAAGAAAAUGACAAUGUUUGUGCCCAGCUUGGGGCAGGCAGCACAGACCCAGGGAAGAAGUUCUCGGGAAGGCCCAUGUGCACCCUGCUGACGAACAAGCGCUACGAGCUGCUGUACAACUGUGGGAUUCAGCUGCUCCACAUCGGCCGGCCGCUGGCGGCCUUUGAGUGUUUGAUCGAAGCCGUCCAGGUUUACCAUUCCAAUGCCCGCCUUUGGCUGAGGCUGGCUGAGUGCUGCAUCGCCGCCAACAAGGGGACCUCAGAGCAGGAGACUAAAGGUCUUCCAAGCAAAAAGGGGAUUGUCCAGUCCAUCGUGGGUCAAGGCUAUCAUCGAAAGAUCGUUCUGGCUUCCCAGUCCAUACAGAAUGCUGUCUAUAAUGAUGGACAGUCCUCCGCUAUUCCUGUAGCCAGUAUGGAGUUUGCAGCCAUUUGUCUCAGGAAUGCUUUGCUGCUGUUACCAGAAGACCAGCAGGAACCAAAGCAGGAGAAUGGGUCUAAGACGAGUAACCAGUUGGGCGGGUCUGGAGAAAAUGCUGAAAGUCAGGAGACUUGCAGUAAAAGUCAUGAUGGAGAUAAAUUUAUUCCAGCUCCACCUUCUUCUCCUCUCAGAAAACAAGAAUUGGAAAAUUUAAGAUGUGACAUGCUGGCCUGGCAAGACAAAGUAAAAAACUGGGGAAGUCAGGUUCUUUGCCUUCUUGUUCAUAAUGAACAUGUUCCUGGGAAAAAGGAAGAAAGGAAUCUCAGGCCUUGCCACCAAUUACAUGACUGACUUCUAGACUCAAAGUGGGCUUGACAGUUGCUAGAAGUUUGAGGCGAGAGUGGCCCACCAACUGUCAGAAGAGUCCAGGCCAGGCGUUUCACAGCAUGCUUGACAUGAGGCUUGGCCAACAGCAUUCAUAGUUCCUCCCUACAGAGGGUGGGGAAAUCUGCUUUCUCAGCAAGAAGCCCUAGAGCAAGCAUCCUGGAAAUAUUUGGGCCUUGAGGCGGCAACCUCAAAAGUAAUGUUUUUAUAAAGUGGGAAAAUUUCAUCAACCAAUAAUAUUUAUUAAUAAGUACCUACUAUGCACAGAGCUUUGUGCUAGAUGCUUUGGGGUUACAAAGACAAAUUAGGUUCAUUGCCUUCCCUCAUGGAAAUAGUUCACAUCCUGCCACAAUGCUUACUGUAGGACAGCAAUUCAUGCUCACCCAAGGAAGGUGGAAGCUGGGAAUCAUCACAGGAGAGCCCCACUUUGUGGGUUAAGCUUACUGUUAAGUUUCAUUAGAAGCAACUUUACGGAAAUAGUGUCAUCUGCUUCUCAGAGACCCAAGCCCAGAAGUAGGUGGGGUUUCCUCUUUAUUUAUUUUUUAAGUUUUAUUUAAUUAGUCAAUUUAGAAUAUUUUUCCUUGGUUACAAGUCAUGUUUUUUUCCUCUCCUCCUCCAACCCCCUCCUGUAGCAGAUGUGCAAUUCCACUGGGUUUUACAUGUGCCUUUGAUCAAAACCUAUUUCCAUAUUGUUGAUAUUUGCACUAGGGUGAUGGUUUAGAGUCUACAUCUCCAAUUCUAUCCCCAUUGAACCAUGUGAUCAAGCAGUUGUUUUUCUUCUGUGUUUCUGCUCCCACAGUUCUUUCUCUGGAUGUGGAUAGUGUUCUUUCUCAUAAAUCCUUCCAAAUUGUUCUGGCUCAUUGCAUUGCUGUUAGUAGAGAAGUCAGUUACCUUUGAUUAUUCUACAAUGUAUCACAUCUCUGUGUACAGUGUUCUCCUGGUUCUGCUCCUUUCACUCUGCAUCACUUCCUGGAGCUCGUUCCAGUUCCCGUGGAAUUCCUCCAGUUCAUUAUUGGCGUUUCCUCUUUCACUCUGUGAUUUUGGCAGCUGAGUCUUUGCUGCUUCAGGGACCAGAAACAGGUUCCAACACAGUGAACCAGAGUCUUUUACACUGUCUGUGCCCCAUAUUUCCUCCAAUUCCAGGCAGCUGUAAGGAACUAAAAUUCAUUUCUCACCUGGGGAAAUUCCAGUUUUUUGCACACUCAUCAAUUCUUCACAGCAUGUGGUUUAAAUAAAAUUUUCUUUAAAUAUUA